This is a messenger RNA of Rhincodon typus (whale shark), 1744 nucleotides long. RefSeq names its product glycerophosphodiester phosphodiesterase domain-containing protein 5-like. The transcript is spliced from 11 exons. Gene Ontology annotation, cellular component: plasma membrane. Gene Ontology annotation, biological process: positive regulation of neuron differentiation; lipid metabolic process. Lineage: Eukaryota; Metazoa; Chordata; Chondrichthyes; Orectolobiformes; Rhincodontidae. The record is from RefSeq and is a predicted model, not a curated record. Gene Ontology annotation, molecular function: glycerophosphodiester phosphodiesterase activity. Bases 287 to 1426 code for a protein of 379 amino acids.
CUCCUAGGUUGGGUUAACAGUGGUGCUGGUAGCUAUUCUGGUCGCCGUGAUCUCAGUUAAUCAGUUGUGGAAUGAAGAAUGGGAUAUUAUUCUCAUAUCGUUCCAAGCUACGGCACCUUUCCUGCACAUUGGCGCAGUUGCUGCUGCUACAAUAUUGGCCUGGCUCAUUGCUGGGCAGUUUGCCCGAUCAGAGAAAGUUGUUUUUCAGAUUUUUCUACUCUUUGCAUAUCUUGGAUUCUUAGUAGCACUUUACCUGGUCCCUCUGAUCAUCUACUCUCCCUGCAUCAUGAAGAGGGAGGAUUUGAGCCGGAGGCCAACGAUCAUUGGAAACAGGGGUGUGCCGAUGCUGGCUCCGGAGAACACCUUGAUGUCAUUCCAGAAGGCAGCCGAGUGGCGAGCUGAUGGUUUCAACAUCAACGUGACCAUCAGCUACGACGGUGUUCCAUUCCUGAUGCAUGACACAACGCUGAGGCGGACAACCAAUGUAGAGGAGCUGUACCCCAACAGGGUCUUUGACAAUGCCGCCAUGUUCAACUGGACCAACCUGCAGAUGCUGAAUGCUGGCCUCUGGUUCUUUCAGGAGGACCCAUUCUGGACAGUGCAAACUCUCUCACAGAAAGACAACACGGAGGCUUUGAACCAGUCACUGUGUAAGCUGGCAGAUGUGCUCACCCUGGCGGUGCACUGGAACAAAAGUGUGAUGGUGAACCUCUGGAGACCACCCCCCGAACAUCCCUUCUACACUUCCUGGAUCAAUGUCACCCUGGAAACCAUCCUGGAAUCCGGAAUUGCCCAGGACCUGGUGAUCUGGCUACCGGAGGAAGACCGAUGGAUGGUUCACCAAGUGGCACCAGGUUUCCAGCAGAUGUCCUCCGUGAAACAAAAUGCAACAGCGCUACAUGAGCAGGGCAUCGUGGGGUUAAACCUGCGAUACAAUAAGGUCGAUGCGGAGGAGGUGCGUGAGUAUGCUUCAGAAAACAUCAGCACCAACCUGUACCUGGUGAAUGAGCCAUGGCUGUUCUCGGUGCUGUGGUGUGCUGGGGUGCGGUCAGUAACGUCUGAUGCUUGCCAAGUCCUCAGUGAGGUGCGAGCUCCCACUUGGAUAAUGUCGCCUGGUGAAUACUAUAUGAUUUGGAUAACCUCUGACAUCAUUUCGAUCACCAUCGUGGUGGGCAUUUUCAUCCUGCAGAAAUGGCGACUGGGUAGCAUGAGGACCUAUAACCCGGAACAGAUUAUGCUGAGUGCAGCAGUCCGCAGAUCGAGCAAGGAUGUAAACAUAAUGAAAGAGAAACUCAUUUUUGCAGAGAUCAACAACGGUGUGUCCAACUCUGACAACGGCUCGCUGUGCUCUGAGAGCGGGUUUGAAGGCUUUGCAGAUGAUGUCAGCCCCCUGGGCCGUAGCAGGACGAAGACGCGGAUCGACUGAGAGGCACCGGUGGGCCGUGACUCCUCAUCACCACCAUCCCCCAACUUCUUCCUCCACCCAGACACACACCCCCUUGACUUUGAGACGUCUGGUUUCGGGAACAGCCCCAUUGCUCACCGUCACCCCUUCCCCCUGACCCAACCCCACGCUGCCCAACAUCCUGUCCCACCGACCCAACUCUGCCUCCCUCUACUCCCCACCCCCUGAUGUCCCCCUUUGUUUGAGACAUGGAGAACGUGGACUGGGGUACCACUCUGAACUAAGCUGUCGUCGUGGCAAUACUGAACUGUGUUUUGGGGGGUGGGGCAGGGGGGCUAG